Messenger RNA from Nicotiana attenuata, 1518 nucleotides. RefSeq lists its product as uncharacterized. The transcript has 4 exons. The record is from RefSeq and is a predicted model, not a curated record. The coding region runs from base 1 to 1518 and encodes 505 amino acids. NCBI's taxonomy places the organism in Eukaryota, Viridiplantae, Streptophyta, Magnoliopsida, Solanales, Solanaceae.
AUGCAGACAGGGGAGCAGAGGGAGUGGGAAAUGCUCUUUAAUAGAAACAAAAUGGCAGCAAGGGGGAUGAAUCUCUCAUAUAUUGCUCUAAUUAUACAAGAUGGAGUGAAGAUUGUUGAGCUUAAUAAAGAGAAAAUUGAGAAAGGCAGUGCAAAAUGGAGACAAUCCCUAAUUCUAUACGUUGUGGGAGAGGAUCCGACUAUUGGGGUCCUAGAAAGAUUUAUUGCUGCAACAUGGAACUUUGCAUCAAAGCCAAAGGUAUUCUACCAUAACGAUGGUUACUUUGUUGUUCGAUUCAAUAGUAUAGAAGACAAGGAUGUUGUCCUAUGUUCUGCGCCAUAUACGAUAAAUAGCAAGCCAAUUAUUAUCAAAUCCUGGGCACCUACGUUCAAUUUUCAUAGUAAAGUUCUGCAAACGAUCCCUCUAUGGGUGAAACUGCCAAAUUUGCCUCUGAGUUGCUGGGAAGGGGAGACACUAAGCAGAAUUGGAAGUGGACUUGGAGUACCUGUUUAUGCAGAUGAAUGCACAACAAAAGUGGAAAGAAUCUCAUAUGCCCGAUUACUAGUGGAAAUGAAUGUUACUAGGCCCUUACCAAAGACUAUAAAGGUCAAAGAUCCGACGGGAGAUGUUUAUGACCAAGAGAUAGUAUACGACUGGGUACCGGAAUACUGUCAUACUUGCUUACAGGCUGGGCAUUUAUGCAAUCUGUCACAGAACAAGAAGGCACCUGUAAGACGCACAGGAAACAGUCAAGGGAAUGAGGGGCAGAAUGCAUCAGAAGCUCAAGGGGAAAAGAGAAAAGGGAAACAGAUUGAAGAAAAGCAAAAUGAGAUAGAAGGAACAAGCAAAGAAACUAAUCUUGAAGAUGAUCAAUCACAAGGAGGCCAAUGGCAAAUAGUUCGAAACAAAUCAGCUACAAAGGGGAGCUAUAACAAAGGGCAGCGGAGCAACUCUGGUGAAGGAACAACAACUCUUACUACUGCAGAACAGUUUAUUCAUGCUAUAUAUGGUUUGCACACAAUAGAAGACAGGAGAGGGUUGUGGGAUGGCUUAAGGAAUAUACAGAGGUCACAGCAGGACCCUUUGCUUGCCAUGGGUGAUUACAAUGCAGUUUUACAGGCUGAAGAUAGGAAGUAUGGUAAUCCUGUCAGUGAGAUAGAAACUAAGGACUUUAGUGACUUUCUCUUUGAUACUGGAGUGACUGAAAUGAAAUCAGUAGGGAGAGAGUAUACUUGGACAAAUACACGUAUCUAUAGUAAGAUUGAUAGAGCACUGGUAAACUCAGAAUGGUGUAUCAAAUAUCAUUACUUGGAGGCCAACAUCAUGGAUCCACAUUUCUCAGACCACUCUCCCUUAUGUUUCAAGUUAAAAGAAGAGCUACAAGGAGGACCCAGGCCCUUUCGAUUCCUUAACUGUCUAGCUGACCAUGAGAAUUUCAUUCAGGCAGUGGCAGCAGCUUGGAACCAAAGGACUAAUGGAACUGGUAUGAAUAAAAUCUGGCAGAAGCUGAAAUCAUAA